GUGUCAAGGUCUUUUGCUUGCUGGAAGGAGGCGCAUUCCUGCACAAGGUCAGAGGGCGAGAUACGGGCACCGUCCUCUAUGCCGGAGAAGUGCUGAAUCCAUACAUUCUCUGCCUCCUCAGCACUUUGCACCGGCUCCCCACUGGGGUGGCAGAGGGGACGGAGUCUGGUAACGACAUCCGCGGUAGGGAGGGCAGCCGCGUAUUCGGCUGUUACAUUGACCCGGUGAAGAACAUCCUGACGUAUCAGGAUGCGAAAGAGUGCAAGGAGGCGCCCUACCGGAAGGGUGACAUUGCGGUGGAGGCAAAGAAGUGCCGCCCACGCUUCGGCGAGCCCAAGCAGGAACGGCAUCUUCCCCUUUUUGAGGGGAAUGCCAAAGCAAGACCAAGGUUGGAGCGGCAGGGCCCGGCAAAUGCCCUGCAAUGUGGCUCGACCGGUUGCGGUGCACAUGGCCUCCCUGUCAAGACUGGCAACCUGCGACUGGCGUACCUUGGAAAGCUGCGCAGCGAAGGAUGUCGACAGGCCAAUGCCAAAGUGAUCAACCCUGGCCUGCCCCCAGUCGAGAGCGGUGUCCACCCACGAUCCGCCAUAUGGUACACGCCAG
This is a messenger RNA of Symbiodinium sp. CCMP2456, 603 nucleotides long. The record is from the annotation of a GenBank genome assembly. Lineage: Eukaryota; Dinophyceae; Suessiales; Symbiodiniaceae.